GAUCGCCUGCUUCGCCGGUUCCGCUCCACCCGUAAACCCUUCAUAAUUCUCUCCAUUUUCACUCUCGUCGCUCCUUCCCAACCAUCAGAACAGCGUCCUCAAAAGCUCCAGCGAGCGUGAUGUCCAGAUAGCAUCGCCACAGGAGGAAGAGGAAGAAGACGACGACGACGACGACGACGAAGGUCAGGCCCGUUGACCCUCGAUACAGCCUCCGGAACAGAGUUUUUAAUGGGGAAAUCCCUCCCCUCUGCGACGAGGUUGCGCCAGCUAGCGGGAGUUGGGCCGCGGUCCGCCGCCAGAACCCUAGAAUCGGCCAGGGCCGCGCCGGGUGGAGAUCGGAGAUCGGGGAACCGGAGGGCGGCGAUGGAGAUCGAGGCCAGCGGCGAGAAGGAGAGCAGCGUGCGCGUGCCCCUGUCGGAGGUGGUGUCCGACUGCGUGAAGCGGUGGUUCAAGGACACGCUCAAGGAGGCGAAGGCGGGGGAUGUGAAUAUGCAGGUCUUGGUGGGUCAGAUGUAUUACAGCGGCUAUGGAGUUCCCAGGGAUGCUCAGAAGGGAAGAAGUUGGAUGACCAGGGCAUCAAGGGUCCGUUCUUCUGCAUGGAAAGUUAGUGAUAAGCGUCCAGGAUAUAAUGCCAGCGACUCGGAUUCAGAUGACAUGAAAGACAGUUCUGAGGGACAGAAGCGCUCAUGACCUCUGUUGGUACUAGGGGCUACUUGGGGAUGCGCGUGUAUUUGCGGCACCUUCAGAUUCCCUUUUGUUCACUUUUUCCCCUUCAUCUACCAUGUAAACAGUCUUGCUCCUUGUAGUCAACGGAGGUAUAUUUACUUCAUUUUGUCUGGUUUCACAUUUGCACAAGGAUAGUUGGGAUACCUUUUUCAGCCUUUUGGCGAAAGAUCAAGUGAGAGGUUGGUUUGGGGGCUUCUUUUACCUCUUCUUUUGAUUUUGCUAACUGUGUGGGGGUACUUACUUGAUGGAGUCAGGAUCUUAGAUUAACAAUUGAUGAUUAAGCUGCGCAGACAAACCGGUGUCAAUACAGAGAAAAGUUUGUGCACAGUGUACGCCUUUCAUCCAGUGUUAUAAUAUUCAUCCCUCUUUAGAGGUCAGCAACUUGGACUUCUGACCAUCUGUGCCCCCCAUCCUGGCCACUGUGGCAGCUUGUGGAGUGAUUGACUUCUCCAGUUUCUUACAAAUUUGAACAGCUUGUGGGAAUUUCUUUUACUUUUAGUGAAGUUACUUGGUGUUAGACUCAAGGUGGGUGAACGAUGUGAACAAUUUUACUAGAUCUUUUCAUUAUCUGAAAUAUCUUGUGGGAUUUAGCUAGCAGA
This is a messenger RNA of Rhodamnia argentea, 1325 nucleotides long. RefSeq lists its product as uncharacterized. The transcript has 5 exons. Gene Ontology annotation, molecular function: protein binding. Bases 229 to 690 code for a protein of 153 amino acids. NCBI's taxonomy places the organism in Eukaryota, Viridiplantae, Streptophyta, Magnoliopsida, Myrtales, Myrtaceae. The record is from RefSeq and is a predicted model, not a curated record.